AUGGGGUCGUCACCAGAGAUGGAGAGGUUUGGUCUGUCUGAUGUGGAAUAUUCGUUCAUGAUGGAUCCUUUAAAGCGACGAUCGAAACAAUCAAAGAAACAAACUACAUACGGGAUUUUCGCCUCAGAUGAUUCAGAUUCAGAGCAUGAAAGAAGUGGCUUCGGUGGACGUGAAGCUGGUUUCAAGCGUAAGGGUGCCAAUUAUUCAGCACCGAUCACCUUUGUCAGUGGUGGAGUGAAGGCAGGUGCCGGUAGUUCCUCUGGUCCGAAAGAAAACAACGAAGAAGCUGACCAGAUUUCGGAUGAUGAAGACGACAAAUCUGUUCUAAGGAGUUUGCAUCCUUAUCAUGAUUCAGAUUCUGACUCACCAAAUUCAGAUGUCUAUCGUAAACCUGACAAGCCUGCGAGUAUAUCUGUUGGGGCCAGUCGACGUGUGGCAGCAGCCGCUGCAGCGGCGAAGUCAGCGACUUCUGGUUUCGGAGCUUGGGAAAGGCACACAAAAGGUAUUGGAAUGAAACUUUUGGAGCAGAUGGGUUACGAACCGGGCAAGGGUCUUGGCUCUGACGGUCGGGGUAUUGUUACCCCGGUUCAAGCUGUCCAGCGAGUGGGGAAAGUAUCAGUAGGAUAUUAUGGAUCUGAAAAAGCUCCUGCUCCUCGUCGAGGAAAUGAGACUGUCCCUGAGGAUUCAGACUCUGUCGGGCCACGUUACAAAAAGAGGCCUGGGUUACAGCGCAGUCAAGCAUCAAAGCCUAUACAGGAGUAUAAAACUGCUGAGGAAUUAGUCGCAGAUCUUUGUCCUGCAACCCCUGCUACAGCUGUCAGGCGAUAUGGGAUUUUCUUAGAGAACAGUGAAUUGUCCAAAGUAAAGGUUAUCGAUAUGACAAGUAAAGAGCAAAAGGUAUACUCUGGUUAUGAAGCUGCUUUAUCUCGUGUUGUGCAAAGGCGCCGGAAACCGGGAGAUAAUUCUACUCUGUCAGAUGAAGAAGAUCCAGAUGUUGAUGGUAAACGAAUCGAAAAAAGGUUGGAAGGGAAUUUUUUUGAUUGUCCUGCUCUGCGACACAAUUUCGCUCUGAUAAUGCGGUCUGCUGAAGAUAAAAUUAAGAGGUUUGAUCGGGCUGCUAGAUUCGAGGAAGAUCGCGCAGUUGGUUUAGAACAUGAAAUCGAAAAAUUAACUGAGAUAGUUAACGGAGAAGAAUCUGAAGUGAAUCAACUCAAUAAAGCUUUAAUUUUAAUAAAGAAGUUUGAGGAUGAAUUUACAUUUCAUUCAGGCUGUGAUACGAACUUAACCUCGGAAGUUAUCUCGUCUUGGGUGUCACUUAUACGUGAGGAAUGUGCUAACUUAGUAGAAAUGCCUGUUCUCAUAGCGUCAAUCGCCCGCCCAAUGUUGGAUAAUUCACUUGCUAAAUGGAAUCCUCUUAAGGAACCUACAUUCUGUCUCGAUUUGUUGGGACACUGGAGAGAUUUCUUCCAAAAUUCUUGUGCAUUUGAUGUUAUACUUGAAACAAGCUGGUUGAGCGCUAUACGCCGCACUAUUGUUAACGAAUGGAAUCCUCGGGACUGCGAACCUCUCUUGGAUGUUCUCGAAGCCUGGCAACCUUUGUUACCGGAUGAUAUGUUGCAGCGCAAAAUACUCGACCAGCUGAUUCUUCCAAAAUUACAGGAUGCUGUUUCUUCAUGGAAUCCGUUAACUGAUACAGUACCUGUUCACACUUGGUUGCAUCCGUGGCUACCUUGGUUUGGAGGAGUCGAACGUCUCUCAUGUUUACAUGAUAUGGUUCUCCAGAAGUUAGGAAGCUGCCUUACUAACUGGCAUCCUAGUGAUGCAUCUGCCCGCUCAGUCCUAAUGCCUUGGCGAACCAUUUUCCCGGUCACGUCCAUGGCAGCUUUUUUAAGUCGCCAUGUAGUGCCGAAACUUGCUUUAGCGUUACAACAGUUUCAACUUAAUCCCGCUAAGCAAAACAUGGAUCCGUGGAACUGGGUAAUGCGUUGGGCAGACCUGAUUGGCCCAGCUGUACUUGUAAACCUACUUGAACAUCAUUUCUGGUCACGUUGGCUGUCAGUCCUUUCAAGCUGGCUGAAUCAGGGGGUGGAAGCUAGGCAACGAGGAGACCACGUAGCUGCCGGUCAAGUUUAUCAAGAAGUUGGACGUUGGUAUGCUGGUUGGAAAGGUCAGUUACCUCCUGAGUGUAUGGAAUAUGCAAGUGUCAAAGACGCUUUGACAAAAGCUUUGGCAAUGAUGGAACGGUCAAUGAGAGGGUUACCGCCUCAAGAACCUCAGAUCUCAAAGCAAAGUCAGUCAGAUGUGUCAAGGUUUCCUGCUGGCUCAUCAUGCGUACUUCCACCAGCUUUUGGAUCAACACCUUUGGUUGCUCCUCCUCCAACAACACUACGUAAACAAGUUGAACAAGUAGCAGCGCAGCGCGGUUUCCUGUUCCAUCCUAUUUCAAACCGGAUGUUUGAAGGUCAACAAGUAUAUAGACUCGAAUCACUACAAGUGUUUUUCGACCGCAACGUCAGUUAUGUGUACAAUCCCAGUGAUGGUGGCUGGCUUCCUGUUACAUUUGCUGAGUUGAUGACCCGUGCUCAGUAUUAA
This is a messenger RNA of Schistosoma rodhaini, 2592 nucleotides long. Lineage: Eukaryota; Metazoa; Platyhelminthes; Trematoda; Strigeidida; Schistosomatidae. The record is from the annotation of a GenBank genome assembly.